AUGUCUCUAUACCACGAGACGGCCGAGAUCCUCUCGGCGCCAUCCACAAGUGGUGGCAGCCUCAGAUCACGCAUCUUCGCCAAGAAGGGUCUCAAGUCGCCCCCAGCACAGGUUUAUGCCCUCGCAACAGAGACGUGCAAGUGGAGCGAGGUCCUCAAGGAGGUCAUCGAGAAAACGGAUCUCCUGCGCCAUGAGCGCAAGCUCACUCCCAUCCUAGCUCUGCUGCUUGUCCAUGACUUUCUCCUGGCCAAGUCUGGCAUCGCCCUCCCGCAGACGCACGGCCUCCGCUCUGCUAUUGAUCGCCACAAGGCCCGCCUGACGUCCGAAAUGACGCGCGCACGCCUGCGUCGCAAGGCGCCGACUCUCGAGGCUCUACGGGCCGACAUCAACCUCGCCGCCGACCCCGAGGGCCGCCACCCCCGCUGGGUCCGUAUCAACGCCGUGCGCACCGACCUCGAGAUGCAACUGUCCACGACCUUCAAGGACUUCACCCGCGUCAUGUCCAUCGCCGACGUCGCCGCCUCCACCAUGGCGAGCCGCUCCCUCUACCUCGACGAGCACGUGCCCAACCUCGUCGCCGUCUCCCCCGGUAUCGAUCUCACCAAGACGCAGGCCUACCGCGACGGCGAGAUCAUCCUGCAGGACAAGGCCUCAUGCUUCCCGGCCUACCUCCUCGACCCGCGCGCCGAAGACGGCGACGUCAUCGACUCGUGCGCCGCCCCCGGCAACAAGACGACGCACCUCGCCGCCAUCAUCAAGGCCCACGCCCCCGCGCAGGGCGCCGCCAAGCAGACCAUAUUCGCCUUUGAGAGGAACGAUAAGCGCGCCCUGACGCUCGAAAAGAUGGUCAAGACGGCCGGCAGCAGCAAGAUGACCAGGAUAGGCAUGGGCCAAGACUUUACGGGCGUCGACCCCAAGGCCAGCCUCUACGCCAACGUCGGCGCCCUGCUGCUCGACCCCAGCUGCUCCGGCAGCGGCAUCGUCGGCCGCGACAGCAUGCCCAAGCUUCACCUGCCCGAGGGCCCCGCCGGCGCCGGCCCCGGGAAGGGGCCGGCGAAACCGUCACCCGUCGUGGCCGCGGCGGAGGGCAAGAAGCGCAAGAGGCAGGAGACGGACGAGGCGCAAGCCAAGGCGGUGCUCGUCGACGACGACGGCAACACGACCGAGGUGGCGUCGGAGCAGGACCUACAGAAGAGGCUCGACGCGCUGUCCGGGUUUCAGCUCACGCUGCUGCUGCACGCCAUGAAGUUUCCCGCCGCCAAGCGGAUCACGUACUCGACCUGCUCCAUACACGCCGAGGAGAACGAGCACGUCGUCGUCAAGGCGCUGCAGUCGGCCGUGGCCAAGGAGGCGGGCUGGCGCAUCCUGCCGCGGGAGACGCAGGUCAGCGGUAUGCGGGAGUGGCCCGUCCGAGGCGACGUCGAGGCUGCUGGCGGCGACGAGAAGGUUGCCGAGGCCUGCAUACGAGCGCAUGAGGGCGACGGCAGGGGCGUCAUGGGUUUCUUCGUCGCGGCGUUCGAGCGGGUUGGGUCGUUACUCGACAGCGACGAUGGCCCGUAUCUGAGGGACGAGCAUGGCGUCAUUAUCAGGGAUGUCACGGGGAUGCCCGUGGAGAAGGCCACAGGAGAGGUCGUCGCCUUUGAUGACCCGAAGGAGGAAGAAAGCGAUGACCACGACUACGCGGAGGAAAGCGAGAGUGGGAGUACCGACGGGCUUGAGCAGGACGGAGAGGAGGAGUGGGGUGGAUUCGACUAG
Molecule: messenger RNA, 1755 nt
Organism: Verticillium nonalfalfae
Lineage: Eukaryota; Fungi; Ascomycota; Sordariomycetes; Glomerellales; Plectosphaerellaceae
Gene: NSUN5
Product: putative 28S rRNA (cytosine-C(5))-methyltransferase
Exons: 2
Coding region: 1-1755 (584 amino acids)
Biological process (GO): rRNA base methylation
Cellular component (GO): nucleolus
Molecular function (GO): methyltransferase activity
Source: RefSeq, a predicted model, not a curated record